UCUUCGGGAAUUUGGGAUGUUUUUGUUAGAGACCAGAGAAAGCGUGUCUUACCAAGGGCUUCUUGGCAGCGUCGUGUAGUAUUAGGAACCCUGGAGAUGGACUGCCUGGGUCCAGAUCGCCAUCCACCACUUAUUGGCUCCUGGCUUCUGCAAGUCACCUGACUCCUGGUGUCUUUCUUUAAGUGUAAAAUGGGGGAAAUAAUAGUAACCUACCUCAUAAAGUGGUUGGUGGUUGGGAGAAUGAAGUGGGUUAAAAUCAUUGAAGUGCUUAGAACCGAGUGUGAUGCACGAAAAAGACAUCAAGUUACAAUAGUUCUAACAAUAGUUACAAUGUAAAUAACAGAUGCGGGUGAAAGAGCCAUCCAAAGCUUCCCCUGAGAAAGCAAAGAGAAGUAAAAGGCCUCCCAUACCUCACGAUGAAGACUCGUCAGAUGACGUUGCUGUAGGUCUCACUUGCCAGCACAUAAGUCAUGCUGUCAGUGUGCAUCAUGUGAAAAAAGCAGUAGCUGAGAACCUGAGGUCAGUUUGCUUGGAAUGUUUAAAGGAAAGAAGAUCCUGUGAUGGACCUCCAGGACUUCCUCCUGACAUCUGGUUGUGCCUCAAGUGUGGUUUUCAGGGAUGUGGUAAAAACUCAGAAGGCCAGCAUUCAUUGAAGCAUUUCAAGAGUUGGAGAGCAGAGCUUCACUGUAUUAUAAUUAAUCUGAGCACAUGGAUCAUAUGGUGUUAUGAGUGUGAUGAAAAAUUAUCAACACAUUGUAAUAAGAAGGUUUUGGCUCAGAUAGUUGAUUUUCUCCAGAAACAUGUUUCUAAAACACAAACAAGUGCAUUUUCUAGAAUCAUAAAACUUUGUGAAGAAAAUUGUGAAGCAGGUGAAAAAAAUAAGGGAAGAAAAGGUGGCAGUGUAACAUCUGUAAAGGGAAUUACAAAUUUAGGAAAUACUUGCUUCUUUAACGCAGUCAUGCAGAAUUUGGCACAGUCUCACAUUCUUACUGAAUUGAUGAAUGAAAUCAAAGAACAUGGUACAAAACUCAAGAUUGUUCCUUCCUCUGAUUCUCAACUGGACCCGUUAGUGGUGGAACUUUCAAGCCCUGGACCAUUGACCUCAGCCUUGUUCCUGUUUCUUCACAGCAUGAAGGAAACUGAAAGAGGACCACUUUCUCCCAAAGUUCUUUUUAAUCAGCUUUGUCAAAAGGCCCCUGCAUUUAAAAGUUUUCAACAACAGGACAGUCAGGAACUCCUUCAUUAUUUGCUGGAUGCAGUGAGGACAGAAGAAACAAAGCGAAUACAAGCUGGCAUUCUAAAAGCAUUUAACAAUCCAACUACUAAAACUGCUGAUGAUGAAACUAGAAAAAAAGUCAAAGCAUAUGGAAGAGAAGGUGUGAAAAUGAACUUCAUAGAUCGUAUCUUUAUUGGUGAAUUAACUAGCACGGUCAUGUGUGAAGAAUGUGCAAAUAUCUCCACGGUGAAAGAUCCUUUUAUUGAUAUUUCACUUCCUAUAAUAGAAGAAAGGGUUUCAAAACCUGUACUUUUGGGAAGAAUAAGUAAAUAUGGAAGUUUACAAGAGACAGAUAAUGGUCAGUACAGUGGCACUGUUCCUGUAGAAAAUACUCAUCAACCCAGAGCCAUCAGGAAGCAUUCUUCAUCUAAAGAUAUGAAUCAACUAAUUCAUGGCAGAAAAUGUACAAGAAAAUCAUCGUCUGGAGAAGAUAAAGCUGCUGUCAUAUACCAGAGAAGUGAAAGCCUUGAGGUGAAUAGAGACUCUUCAUUGUUUGCAAGCACCGUGAACACCGAGUCGGCUCUGACUGACGGCCCCACCGAUGGCAGUGAGGAAGAAGACAGCCUUUCUGAAAGCAGCGUCGAUGCUGACAGCGAGGCUUCGGAGUCUGAGAGUGCUCCGAAACAGACUCUGCCGUUGAGGCCCGGAAGCGGAUGCCACACGCACGCAAACGGACCCCCUCCCUGCCCGUCCCAGAGCGAGCCGCUCGCCGGGGAGGGCGGCCGUGCUGCCGGGGGGGUUGCGGAAGCUGUUUCUGAGCUCCACCUGAGCAGCAGGAUGGUUCGAGCUAGGGAUCUUGACGGAGAGAGUCAGCCACUGAGUGUCUCAGACGAUUUGUGUUUUUCAGAGGACAAGCGUGUGGUGUCUCGGGGCCGCCAAAAUGCUCUUCAGACCCUGUCUCGGAGCCGUCUAACCGCCUCUGAAGAGUGCUCGCUUCAGGCGUGCCUCUGGCGCUUCACCUCCGCGGAGCUGCUGGUGGGGAGCCACAGGCUGCUGUGUGAGGGCUGCACCGGGGAGACGCGGCGGCGCCGAAAGGAAGCCACUUCUGCGGAAAAGAAAGCAGAAGGGAUUUAUACUAAUGCCAGGAAGCAAUUGCUCAUUUCUGCUGUUCCAGCUAUCCUGAUUCUCCAUCUUAAAAGAUUUCAUCAGGCUGGUUUGGGUCUUCGCAAAGUAAACAGACAUGUAGAUUUUCCACUUAUGCUUGACUUAGCGCCGUUCUGUUCCGCUACUUGUAAGAAUGUCAGUGUGGGAGGUAAAGUUCUCUAUGGUCUCUAUGGCAUAGUGGAACAUAGUGGCUCAAUGAGAGGAGGUCACUACACCGCUUACGUGAAAGUGAGAACACCCUCCAGGAAAUUACUGGAACACAUCACUGGAAAGAAAAAUGUACCUGGUUUGAAAGAACCUGAUAGCGAAUCAGCAAGCCAGUGGGUCCAUGUUAGUGACACUUAUGUGCAGGUGGUUCCAGAAUCAAGAGCACUUAGUGCACAAGCAUACCUUCUUUUUUAUGAAAGAAUAUUAUAAUUAUCUGUUAAUUAGUAGUGAUAAUGAUUAUUUAGGUCACUUUUAUUUAAAUGCUGCAGUGUUAACCACAAUAUGCAAUGUGCCUUUGUAGUCUUUUCUGUAGGAAUAGCAUGUCCCUCAAAUGUUCCUGAACAUUGUUACCAUUUUGGUGAAUCCUUUUAAAGUAAAUUUACUAAAUGCUUUCAGGGACUUCCCCAGUGCUUCAGUGGUUAAGACUCAGCUUCCACUGCAGGGUUGGGCCCCUGCAUAAAGAACUUAAGAUUCUGCAUACCUUGUGGGGUGCAGCCAAAAACGAAACUAAAGUAAAACAAAACUAAAUGCUUUCAAACUUAUAUCCUUAAAAUAAACAUAAACAGGUUUUUAAAAACGUAUUUGUCCUGGAAAAAAAUAACAGAAUUCACAACAGUUAACUCCUUUAUAAUGUGACUUAUUGCAGGCAUUCAGAAAUGAUGCUGGCUAAGUCAAAUCAUUCCUUAGACAGUGUUUCACAAAUGUGAGUCACAUACCACUUUUCUGUUUUCAUGUGUGUGUGUGUAUAUAUUAUAUAUAUGUGUAUAUAUACAUACACACACACACACAUAUAUGUGUGUGUGUGUGUAUGUAUAUAUAUCUCCUGUGCCAUUGUUUAUUAUUCUUAACCUUAUUUUUUAGCCUUUUUAAACAAUAGUCUUAUUUUGAUCAUAUUCUGCAUUUUAUGUGCUAGUUAUAUUUUUUCUAAUAAGUACUAAAAUAAAUGUAUAAAUUAAAGAAAGGUUGUUCACUCAUGCAGCACUCCACCUAGAAGCAUCUCAGGGCUACCCAGCGGCACAUUGCCCGGCUGUGUGGGAAGCACGGCUGUAACAUGCGCUGUGCUGUGCCUAGUCACUCGGUCGAGUCCAGCUCUUUGUGAACCCCGUGAACUGUAGCCCGCCAGGCCCCUCGGUCCAUAGGGAUUCUCCAGGCAAGAAUAUUGGAGUGGGUUGCCAUGCCCUCCUCCAGAGGAUCUUCCCAACCCAGGGAUCGAACCCAGGUCUCUCGCAUUGCAGGCGGAUUUCUGUACUGUCUGAGCCACCACGGAAGCCCAAGAAUACAGAGUGAGUAGCCUAACCCUUCUCCAGGGGAUCUCCCUGACCCAGGAGUGGAACCAGGGUCUCCUGCAUCGCAAGGGAUUCCUUACCAGCUGAGCUAUCAGGGAAAGAAGCCCUUUUUGUAACAUAAACUUACACAGUUGGCCUAGUGACUUUAUCACUGUUUAUAUGACUCAACCAUAUAAAAAAGUACCACUGUAACUUCAGUAAUACGGAUUUACAAAUAACAUUGAUUAGCUUAUUGCUUUGAGGUUUUGAGAACUAGAAAAAUACUAAAAUAUUUUAUCAAUAUACUAUUUUCAGCCUAUUGAUGGUGGAGUUGAGAAUAAUUUACAGAUUAACCAAGAUCAAAAUGUAAUUAUAGAUAAUUGUUACAUGCAGAAUUGGUAAAUAGAAGUUGUUAACCCAUAUGAGACCAUAGGAUACUUUUGAAAUGUAAAUUACCAAAUCAUAUUUGUAAAUGAUAGAGAAUUAUAUUCUUAUACUUAACAGGAAAAUAUAAUGCAUUUUCUAGUUCUGUAGAGCAAUAAAUAUUAAUCAUGA
Dama dama (fallow deer) is the source of this 4407-nucleotide messenger RNA. RefSeq names its product ubiquitin specific peptidase 45 (gene USP45). Lineage: Eukaryota; Metazoa; Chordata; Mammalia; Artiodactyla; Cervidae. The transcript has 19 exons. The record is from RefSeq and is a predicted model, not a curated record. Bases 344 to 2797 code for a protein of 817 amino acids. Gene Ontology annotation, biological process: protein deubiquitination. Gene Ontology annotation, molecular function: zinc ion binding; cysteine-type deubiquitinase activity.